This is a messenger RNA of Nothoprocta perdicaria, 420 nucleotides long. It is a transcript of the gene DBNDD1, whose product is annotated as dysbindin domain containing 1. The annotation marks the transcript as partial. Lineage: Eukaryota; Metazoa; Chordata; Aves; Tinamiformes; Tinamidae. The record is from RefSeq and is a predicted model, not a curated record. Gene Ontology annotation, cellular component: cytoplasm. The transcript has 4 exons. Gene Ontology annotation, biological process: negative regulation of protein kinase activity.
AUGCAGGCCGAGGCGAGGGGCGACUUCUCCGGGCCCGAGCAGCUCCCCGAGCUGGGCAAGGAGGUGCGGGGGCCGGAGCGGGCGGCCCCGGCCCGCGGCCCGUGCGAGGAGGCAGCCAGCACCCCCGCCGAGGAGCAGGGCGGCAUCCCCAUCCCCAGCGCCGGGCUGCUGCAUGUGGCCGAGCGGAGACAGCCGCUGAGCAGCGUGUCCUCGCUGGAGGUUCACUUCGACCUGCUCGACCUCACCGAGCUCACCGACAUGUCGGACCAGGAGCUGGCCGAGGUCUUUGCCGACUCCGACGAGGAGAGCGCGCCCGGCGACGCGCCCGGCGGUGAGCGGCCGCCACGGCCCCCGCGGCCCGGCUGCCUGCGCUCGCCCUCGUGGACGCGGGCGCGGGCCGAGCAGGGCCGCGACAAGAAG